Messenger RNA from Dibothriocephalus latus, 510 nucleotides. The record is from the annotation of a GenBank genome assembly. NCBI's taxonomy places the organism in Eukaryota, Metazoa, Platyhelminthes, Cestoda, Diphyllobothriidea, Diphyllobothriidae.
AUGGCGGACUUCAAGCGCCUCGUCACCCACAUCCAUCGGUGUUUCUACAACGGAGACCUAACAGCCCACGAUCACGCACGUGCCAACGAGAUACGUCCAGUUGACUACUCCCUACUGGGCGGUGUUAGUCACACAAGUAUCGUUCCAGCCUACAGUCAGGAGUACUUUGACAUCGAGGCCAGGUGGGCAGAUCGCCACUAUCGACACCAAUUGCUGCCUCAAUACUCGACACGUAAGGACGCACCAGGCCGUUCGGAUAAGCCGUUUGAGGAUCGUUCCACGGAACUGUAUGUCCGUCAGAGAGAACACGCAGCCAUGCUGGGUCGUCUGAUGGCGGAGCGUGCCCGCGGCGGAACCAGCAAGGAGCAGGACGCCAGACCGAAGUUCCAGCCUGACGAAGAGUUAAUUUGCAAGGCAGUAAAAGACGAUGCAGCGACACCACCCCAACCUCCGCCAUCGGGCUACGCCAGAGCCAUAAAGCUGGCUUCCGAUGGCUGCAAUGACCCGUGA